AUGAGUACCGCCAUCUUCACACGCCCAAAGGCUUCGGUGGCACCGGAUUCAUCGUCUAAACCCAGCCAACCCAGGGACCCAGAACCACAAUUACUGAGCCAGCACCACCACAACAACGAUCAUCAUCAUCAUCAUCAUCAUCUCAAUGGUACCGACGACGACAUUCACCUGACAGAAUUGGAACAGGAAUCAGGCCAAGGCCCCUCGCCUUCCCAAUCUCAGAAUAUUAGCAACCCCAACAACUCCAGUCUUUCUGAUCUCAUCUCCAAUAAUAAUGCUUCCAUAAAUACCGAAGCCACCACCAUGUCCAACGUUGAAGAGGAAGCAGGGUCCAGUCCGCAAAUCCCAACAACAAUAACAUCAUCGUCUCAAGAAUUCGUCGCCAGAUCUAACCAAGUACCGCUACAUUACCACCAAUCCCAUAAUAUAGAAGCUCCUCCCCACUCCAACAAUAACUCUAAUAAUUCCAUUCUGCUGACAAAAGAAGAACAACGACUUGAUGUAUUGAACCUCGACGCCAGUGAAUUACAAACUUCAUUUAAUGUCAAAGUACGCGCGUCGUCUGAGCCUUUUGUCCUCCAGUAUGUCGAAAAAUUGGUCGAUCUGAUAUCUUCGUGUCACGAACACGAUAAACUGUCAGCCCCUAUAGACCGAGCAUUCCCAAUUUCCAAAAUCGCAACUCCAUCACAGCUUCCAGCCGUUUCUUACCCAGCAACCACCGACUCAAAAACCACAGCGGUCAAAAUCAUCCACAAUGACGACCAACUUUCGACAACUCGUCGUAGAACGUACCCUCAGGAUAUCGACCACGCGUUUGACCAUCCCUCCAUUCAACAGUCUUCAACCCUUAAAAAUGACCAUACGCUCAAUGACUCUGCCAACCAAGAAAUUCAAAGAAUGAAAUUUAUGAUUUUGAACAAGCGCGAGAGUAAGAAAAAUAAGCGAAACUUUCUUGAUGAUGAUAAAGUUUUGGUGGGCAAUAAAGUGUCUGAAGGUCACAGCAAUUAUAUCAUGGCCUAUAACAUGUUGACAGGUAUUCGAGUCGCGGUUUCCCGUUGUUCUGGGAUCAUGAAACCUUUGAAAGAACAAGACUUCAAAGCUUCGAAAAAGCUCACUUUUGAUAUAACCGGUAAUGAACUAACGCCGUCGUCAAGAUACGAUUUCAAGUUUAAGGAUUAUUCGCCAAAUGUGUUUAGGGAGUUACGCGAGCUUUUUGGCCUCGAUCCCGCAGACUAUUUGGUGUCAUUAACCGCAAAGUAUAUUUUAUCCGAGGUCAAUUCUCCUGGUAAAUCGGGGUCGUUUUUUUAUUAUUCUAGAGAUUACAAAUUCAUCAUUAAAACAAUUCAUAGAUCAGAACAUAUCACUCUUCGAAGAAUAUUGAAAAGUUAUCACCAACAUGUCAGAAAUAACCCGAAUACUUUGGUUUCACAAUUUUAUGGGUUACAUCGUCUCAAAAUGCCGAUUAAUUUCUCAGGUCAAAAACGGAAAAUUUACUUUAUCGUGAUGAACAACUUAUUUCCUGCCAACAAGGAAAUCCAUAGAACUUAUGAUUUGAAAGGAUCACUAUGGAAGCGGGAAACUUUGGUUAAAGAAGAACACAAAAAACAUAAAGCGGUGCUUAAGGACCAGAACUGGCUUGCCAACAACCAGCAUAUGCUUCUUGGACCAAAGAAAAAGAACAAGUUCUUGGAGCAAAUAGAGAAAGAUGUGGCAUUUUUGAAAGCAGCAAACAUUAUGGAUUAUUCGUUGCUCGUGGGGAUUCAUGAUUUGGCAAUUGGUAAUGUGACCAACCAAAAUUUCAGCGUGUUUUAUCCGAAAGAUUCUACCAACCGUGAUGCCAUUAACUCUACCAAUCCCAUACCGGUCGAUGAAGUGGAGGUGGUUGGUCAGCAACUGAUUAGACCCAUGAACGAUUCGGAAAGUGUGAAAUUGACCAGUGUUCAGCAGCAACAACAACAAUUUUAUUUCUACAAUUUUGAAUGUGGGUUUAGAGGGACCAAUGAUCGUGAUAUUCCUACUGACGAGAUUUAUUAUUUGGGGAUUAUUGAUUGUCUAACCAACUACUCAUAUAUCAAGAGGGCAGAAACCGUUAUUAAAGGGUUUUAUCAAAAUAGAAAGCAAAUCAGUGCGGUGCCUGCUGCAGAGUAUGGUGAUAGAUUCUUGAGUUUUAUUAAAGAAAAAGGAUUCAAGAAGUGA
Molecule: messenger RNA, 2196 nt
Organism: Saccharomycopsis crataegensis
Lineage: Eukaryota; Fungi; Ascomycota; Saccharomycetes; Ascoideales; Saccharomycopsidaceae
Gene: MSS4
Product: 1-phosphatidylinositol-4-phosphate 5-kinase
Exons: 1
Coding region: 1-2196 (731 amino acids)
Biological process (GO): phosphatidylinositol phosphate biosynthetic process
Cellular component (GO): plasma membrane
Molecular function (GO): 1-phosphatidylinositol-4-phosphate 5-kinase activity
Source: RefSeq, a predicted model, not a curated record